CUCGAGAAGCUCUUGUCGUCGUCGUCGUGUCGAACAGUGAUAAUACUUAAAUCCACGAAGGAUUCGUCGAAAAGGACAACCUGAAAGGAUUGCUUUUAAAGGACGCUAUUUAAAUAAAAAAUAUCGUACUGAAAGGAGAAGAAUGUUUCUAAAAAAGAAAAUACGUAUAACGUUGGAAAGAAGACGUAGUUAGAUGGUUCGUUCGAUGAUAACGAAGCAAUCUUGCGAUCGUUAGAUUGGAAAAUACAUAGAAAUUCGCGAUAUUCGUUCGACGCUCGAAGUAGAUAGACGAGGAUUUUUCGAGGAUUUUCAAAGGAAUGCGUCUGAAGCCUCUCGCGCAUGAUUUUGCCGCUCGUGUCUUUCGUCAAGGCGUUAAGGUUACCUGGUACUCGUCGCUUUUGGGUCUACUUUCGUUUUUAACGACCGGACGAAAGCUUCACGAAACGCUGCGUGCUCCGAUCGGACACAAGCGUGUUACUAUGAUAAAGCCGAAGAAACUGGGAAUCAUCGGUGGCUCUCUGUUCGCCUUUGGAGUUGUGUUCUGUGCGAUCGUUUUCCCACCCUUUUUGAAGUGGAAGAUCAAAAGCCAAGUAUCGUUGAAACCUAAUUCCGAGAUGCGCGAGUUAUGGUCCACCUUUCCUGUUCCAUUGGACUUCAAGAUCUACCUUUUCAACGUGACGAAUCCUACAGAAAUUACAGCAGGGGAGAAGCCAAUCCUCGAAGAAAUAGGACCAUUUUUCUACGACGAAUAUAAACACAAAGUAAAUAUGGUCGAUCGAGAAGAAGACGACAGUUUGGAGUACAACUUGAAAGCAACUUGGUUUUUCAAUCCGUCGUUGAGCAGCCCAUUGACCGGCGAGGAAGAGCUGGUCUUUCCUCAUGUUCUUAUUCUCAGCAUGAUCAAACUUACCCUUGAACAACAACCAGCUGCAAUAGGAAUUCUUAAUAAGGCUGUGGACAAUAUCUUCAAGAAACCAAGUUCUGUAUUCGUAAGAGCAAAAGCAAGAGAGAUACUGUUUGAUGGUGUGCCUCUGGACUGCACGGGGAAGGACUUCGCUUCGAGCGCAAUCUGCAACGUUUUGAAAGAAAAGGAGGACGCUUUGUUACCCGAUGGGCCUGGACGUUACCUGUUCUCCCUUUUUGGCCCAAAAAACGGCACCGUUCUUCCCGACCGUAUACGAGUGUUACGGGGGGUAAAGUACUGGAAGGACGUCGGAAAAGUGACCGAGGUGAAUGGAAAGCCAGAGUUGGACAUUUGGACCGAGGACCAAUGCAACGAGUUUAAUGGCACCGAUUCCACCAUCUUCGCGCCGUUGCUCACGGAACAGGACGAUAUCGUGUCGUUCUCACCGGACAUUUGUAGAAGUUUGUCGGCUCGGUUCGACCGCAAGACCAAAGUCGCAGGCAUCAGCACUUACCACUACAAAGCUGAUUUGGGUGAUAUGAGCACAAAUCCUAAGGAAAAGUGUUUUUGUCCGGCGCCAGAUAAUUGUCUAACGAAGAACCUUAUGGACUUGACCAAGUGUGUAGGCGUGCCACUUAUCGCUUCUCUACCACAUUUGCUCGGAUCGGAGGAAAAAUAUCUGCAAAUGGUCGAUGGACUUCAUCCCAACGAAGAAAAGCACGGCAUUGCCAUGGACUUCGAACCAAUGACAGCCACUCCUUUAAUCGCACGCAAGAGGCUGCAGUUCAAUAUGUUCCUUCACAAGGUUGAAAAAUUCAAGUUAAUGAAGAACUUCCCAGAGUGUUUAUUUCCAUUCUUUUGGGUCGAGGAGGGAAUAGAGCUCGGUGGUGAGUUUCUGGCGAAGCUGAAGAUGGUGUUCAAGAUGAUAAGCAUAAUCGGGUUCAUGAAGUGGCUGACGAUAAUAAGCGGCGCUUGCGUGAGCGGAGCAGCUGCCGCGAUGUUCUUCAAGAACAAAGACAAAGGGUCGUUGGACGUGACGAAGGUAACUCCGCAGUCACCAAGUGGAAAAAACGAGGAUGAGAAGAAAUGGCCUAAUCAGAUGACGAUCAGUACGAUACAAAGUGCGGCGGUACCACCUAAUCUCGACGCGAAUUAAGUUAUUAGUCAGUCGUAUCUCCGAGCUCCACGAUCUUUGUAUAGUCGAAAGAGAAUUUGUCGAAUAAAUGAAAAAUCAAUGUUCGCGUUAAUUAGACGAAAUUUCCAUCGUGCGAUAACGUUUUAAUAUCAAGAUUAAGAGGUCGGUUUCGAAACGAGUUAAUUCUCUUCGUACAAAAAUAUAUCGUUUAACGAAGUUUUGUCCGUUUUACAUAGACGACAGAUCAUAGGAAAAGAGAAAGCAUUGAUACUCGUCACUCGUCACUUGUACAAAUUCGCUAAUAAUAUUAACGUAACUGUAAUGAAACUCAGGAAGUGUACAGAAGUUGUAGAUCGUGUAUUAAUCGAGGACGUUUUGUUUUUACGUAUGAUAUACAUUUAAUAUCAUUUUUUUCCUUCUCUUAGUUAUAAAUCUUGUGACGACAACGUACAAUAAUGUUAACGUAUUGCCAGACAAUUGCGUACGAGUGUGUUGAUAGUUACCUUUUGCCACUAAUUCUGAUAAGUGCAGUUGUAAUCGAUUAAGGCGAAACCAACGAAACGUAUUUGUCCAGUCGCAAUUUACAACGUGUACUUCAAAAUUGCUCAAUCUGUUGCACAGAGUAUUAGAGUAAGCUAUAGAUCACGAGAUAAAUAGGUUUACGAAUGACUUUGUUACAUCGUAUAAAGACAAACGGUAACCAUUGUCGACUGGAAAUGUUAUAUAUUUCGAUCGAACGUAAGAGACUCGAUUUUUAGUCUCAGCUCUUAUACAUUAAUGUCUUUAGAACGAGCGUAUAUAUAGCUAUUUUAUUCAAUUACGUUUAAUUCGAAAAGCUUAACGUAAGUUUCUGUUAAAACACGUUUCUCCGAGUACCUAUAUACGUACUUUCUUUCAUGUAUCUUUACGAGGUAAAAAAUUCUGACGAAAUUGCAGCCAACAACAAACGAUUCUUUAUAAAAAUUCUUAUACGUAUCAUGUACUUAUAUUCUGAUAGUAUUACAAUUAAUAUACGAUAUAACAUACAUUUAAUGUAACGUAUCACUCUUAUAUAUUUUUCUACAUUGCACAUAAAUAUUAAAAACAUUUCUAGUGGACAAUAUUAUGGUCUACUUGUAUGACUUUCUAUAGCAGUCCUGUAUAUUGUGUAUGUACAAGUCGCAAACGCUUUAAACGUGUAAUUUAUGCGAAUAGAUCAGCACAUUCAUUUUUUUCUUUUUUAUAAAAAUUGAUAAUUAUUAAAUCGUUAAACUAGAAGUCAAUUUUCUUUUAGCAAUAACUUUCCUGCGAUAUUUCGCCGUAUUCUUGAUUAUAUUUAGUUCAAUUUCCUAAGCUCUUAAUGUGUUAAUUCUUAAGGAUUACUUUAACGAUCUCUCGCAGUCUAUAAGACGAACGAAAUUUCCAUACAUUGCGAUAUUGAACGUAAUAUGCAAAUGUAUUGUUGUUAAAUUUGCGCGUUUCUCUCAUCAUCGGAUGGGUUGAAAACGAAAGAGCGGUACAGACAUAUUUUUCUGCAAACGGCAGCCAGGACAUAGCAUAAAUCCUCAAAUAUUUGCGUUUCGGUGUUUACAGACACACAGAGAUCUCCUCGGUUGGAGAUUAAUUUUAUUCACGAUUUUCUCAAAUCGAAGAUCUCGGCACUUGUACCGCGUUUCCUUUCAACUUCUCGCUUAGUUCUGAAUGUUACGUUACUUUGAAAUGUAAUCGAAGCAUAGAUCGAACCGUAAGGAUAAAUAAAUAAUAUUUUCUAACGUGA
Molecule: messenger RNA, 3795 nt
Organism: Bombus pyrosoma
Lineage: Eukaryota; Metazoa; Arthropoda; Insecta; Hymenoptera; Apidae
Gene: Snmp1
Product: sensory neuron membrane protein 1
Exons: 9
Coding region: 318-2060 (580 amino acids)
Cellular component (GO): cytoplasm; membrane
Molecular function (GO): scavenger receptor activity
Source: RefSeq, a predicted model, not a curated record